UUGAUCUGUACCUCAGUACUCCGUAUAUCACUUAGUGAAUUUGAUGUUUUGUGUAGUUUUAAUACAUGUAUAGUUUUGUUAUCUAUUUAAGUGAAUGACUGACCGAUGGAUUUUACAAACGAAAGUCGAUUCUGUAAAUCACAUUUUUGGGAUCCAGCUCAGUCAUGGAACACUCCAGAUCCAGAUAUCUCUCCAUGUUUCGAGCAGACGGCCCUGGUCUGGGGUCCUUGCCUAUUGUUGUGGAUCCUUGCCCCUUUUGAGGCCGUCGUCAUCCUGAACAGCAAAUGUCGAGAUUUGCCGUGGGGCUUCACAAAUACCACCAAAAUGUUGCUGAACCUGAUGCUGAUAGGUAUUAGUGCAGUAAACUUCGUCAUGUCAGUAGUCCAAUACUUGGAGAGUGAGGAGGUGUUUCCUGUUGCGCUCUGGACACCAGCAGUUCAAACAAUCACCUUUGUGUUGGCUGCAGUUAUCCUGGCGUGGGACAGAGUGCGAGGAGUUCACACCUCAGGAGGACUGUUUGUGUUCUGGCUGAUGCUCAGUGUGGCUGGGGUGUUCCAGUUCAGGACAGAACUGCGGCAAGCUGGGAACAAAGAAGAACCUCGCUACAAAUUUAUUCUCUACAUGGUAUCCUACCCUAUAGUGCUGCUGAUGAUGAUUCUGAAUGUAUUUGCUGACCCGCCGCAGAGAGUUACUGAUCGUCCAAAGACCGAGAAACCCUCUCCAGCAGAGAAUGCCUCAUUUGUGUCAUUAUGCUUCUUUAGCUGGUUUGAGCCUCUAAUCUGGAGAGGUUUCAAGAAACCUCUGACUCUGGAAGACCUGUGGAAUUUGAGAUACCAUGACACCUCAGCUUAUGUUGUCACAAGAUUUGAGAAACGGUGGAAUAAACUUUUAAAAAGAAGCAUUAGGUUUUCAGCAAGAGAUAAAAAGACUGAAUUGAAUGGACUGCUCAAGGACCAAGACUAUACACCAAAGAAACCAGUUUCAAUUAUUGGCACCCUGUUCAAAACAUACUGGAUAACCUUUGUUAACGCAGGAUUGCUGAAGUUUAUAUCAGAUGCUUUUGGACUUCUGAAUCCACUUCUUUUACAUUUAAUGAUAAAAUUUGUGGCGAGCAAGGAUUACAUGUGGAAGGGCAUCCUAUACGUGAUCGGUAUGCUCAUAGUUUCCCAGCUCCAGACGAUCUGCUUACAUCAUGCCAGUGACAUAAUGUACGGCCUUGGUGUGAACUGGAGGACAGCAAUCAUGUCUGCCAUCUACAAAAAGACUCUUCGCAUCUCUAGCUCUGCCAGGAAGAGCAGAUCCUUUGGUGAGAUAGUGAACCUGAUGGCGGUGGAUGCUCAAAGAUUUGUUGAUACAUCUUUAGCCUUGCACGCUACUUGGACCCUCCUCUUAACCAUCAUAGGCUGCAUGUACUUCCUGUGGAACAUACUUGGAGUGGCUACAUUGGCGGGCUUGGCUGUUUUGGUCAUUGUGAUUACAGUAAAUGUUGCAGUCUCAAGCAGAGUGCGGUCAUUGCACUUGAGACAAAUGAAACAUAAAGACGAGAGAGUCAAAUCUGUCAGCGAAGUUCUCAGUGGAAUCAAGGUUUUGAAGAUGUACGCCUGGGAGCAAAGUUUCAAAAAAUCUAUCCUGAAAAUUAGAGAAAAAGAGUUGUCACUGUUGAAAACUGCAGCUUUGUUGAAUGCAUGUGCUUCAUUUUUAUCUAACUGUACUUCGCUCUUGAUUUCUUUAGCAUCAUUUUGUGUAUUUGUCCUAAUUGAUGAACACAAUGUGAUGACAUCCGAGACUGCCUUUGUCGCCAUUGCUUUCUUCAACGUCAUGAGAGGUCCUCUGCAAUAUUUUCCAACAGUGGUGGAUUGUUAUAUUCAGUUUUUUGUGUCCGCCAAGAGAAUAAACAAGUUUAUGAACGCUGAUGAGUUGGAUUCUACAUCAGUUUCUCAUGACAUGAGCAGAAAUGAACCACUCACCAUAGAGGGUGGGACAUUCUCAUGGGGCUGUGACAAAGAUGACAAGCAAAUUCUCCACAACAUCACAUUAAAGAUACAGCCUGGACAGUUGGUAGCAGUGGUGGGACCCGUAGGGGCCGGCAAAUCCUCCCUCUUGUCUGCCUUUCUGGGAGAAAUGGUCAAGAACACUGGAUUUGUUAAUACCAAGGGAAAGAUAGCUUACGUUCCUCAACAACCUUGGAUACAAAAUGCGUCUGUGAGAGAGAACAUUUCAUUUGGUAACAGAUAUGAAGAGAAGGAAUACAAUAAGACAGUGGAGAACUGUGCUCUGUUACCAGACUUGAAGAUAUUACCUGGAGGAGAUGCCACUGAGAUAGGCGAAAAGGGUAUCAACCUGAGUGGAGGUCAGAAACAGAGAGUGAGUUUGGCUCGAGCAGUGUACAGUGACGCAGAUAUCUAUCUGAUGGACGACCCACUCAGUGCAGUUGACUCUCAUGUCGGUAGACACAUCUUUGACAAUAUCAUUGGCCCAAAAGGACAGCUACACAAGAAGACUCGCAUCCUGGUGACUCAUGGAAUAGCAUUUCUGCCCCAAGUAGAUAUGAUUGUGGUGAUGAAAGGAGGGGAGAUUGUGGAGAGAGGCACGUUUAAGGAACUGUUGGACGUGAAAGGAGAGUUCUCGGAUUUUCUGAUGCAGCACUUGGUAGAAACUGACCAACAUGAGCUAAUUCCAGAAAUUGAAGAAUUUGUUGAUGAAGAGGUAAUCCGGACAGUUCAAAGGCAAAUGAGUAAGAGUGAUUCUAUAAGGUCCAUUUCUUCCACUAAAAGUGAUUCCUCGCACAAGCUCUCCAUCACACAACAGAUCAAAGAAGGAACAGAAGUUUGUGUGGAGUCUAAGACCCAAAACCAAACUACUAACAGAGAUGCAGUUCUAUAUCAGCUGGAAGAGGUAGAAGAGAUGAAAUCAAAUCAGAGCAAGGAGAUGGAAAUAGUUGAAAAUGGAGAUACAACAAUGAUUGCAGAAACAGAUCUAAAGGACAAAGAUUCAGAAAUGGAAGCUUUGUUGAAGAAAUGUCAAGAUUCAGAGAGAAAGACUGAGAGAACGUAUACAAUUUCUGCAAUAGACAGAAAGUCUGCUACCCAACCAGAGGUGAAACAGAAAACCAAACUGAUCCAAACCGAGACGGCUGAAACUGGGAGAGUGAAGAGAAGAGUAUACCUGCACUACUGCAAGUGUAUGGGAGUAUGGCUAGUGGUGGGGACAUUCAGUCUCUCCCUACUCUCCCAGGCCGCUGCUAUACUUGCCAACAUCUGGCUGUCUCGCUGGACCUCGGACCUGUCAGUUGCUGUCAACGGUACUCAGGACCUGGACAAACGCAACUUUUACCUUCAGGUGUACUUUACCUUCGGGCUCGCACAGGUGGUUGCAGUAGUAGCGAGUACAUUAGUUUUGGCAAUUGCCACAGUCAUGGGUGCUCGGCACCUUCACGAGUCGAUACUGUCAAACAUCUUGCGUUGUCCAAUGAGCUUCUUUGACACAACGCCGAUGGGAAGGAUUGUCAACCGUCUCAGCAAAGACAUUGAUGUUGUCGACAACAUGCUUCCUAAGAACUUGAGAAUGGCUCAAGAUGCUCUUGUGACAGUUUUUGGAACUCUGGUGAUUAUAAUUUGGUCGACUCCAUUAUUUGUCAUAGCCUUUGUCCCAAUUGGAAUACUCUAUUACUAUUUGCAGAAAAUAUAUGUAACUACAUCUCGCCAAAUAAAGAGGAUCGAGUCAGUGGCAAGAUCUCCCAUCUACUCUCACUUCAGCGAGACUUUAUCAGGUGUUUCAUCAAUUCGUGCUUACAAGGUGGAAAAGCGUUUUAUAAAUACACUUCUAGAAAAGGUGGACACCAAUCAAGUCUGUCUCAUCCCCUCUUUAGUGGCCAACAGGUGGUUGGGAAUCCGACUUGAGACCAUAACAAAUAUUUUAAUCUUCUUUUCAGCUUUCUUUGCUGUACUAGGCAGAGAUUCACUGGAUCCAGGAAUCGUGGGGCUCUCAAUUAGCUAUGCUUUACAGGUUACUUCUAUAAUGAAUAAUGUUGUGAGAAUGGCUUCAGAAAUUGAGAAUAGCAUUGUCUCAGUGGAGAGGGUAAAGGAGUAUGCUGAACUUCCUCAGGAAGCUGCAUUGGUAGUGGAGCCUCGCCCCAAACCAGAAUGGCCCGACCAAGGAGUUGUCAAGUUCCAGAAUUACAAAGUGAGAUAUCGUGAGGGACUGGAUCUAAUACUGAAGGGCGUCUCCUUCACCGUAUCUGGCAGUGAGAAGAUCGGCAUAGUUGGUCGCACUGGAGCAGGCAAGUCCUCUCUCACUGUCUGUCUGUUUCGCAUUAUUGAAGCUGCAGGAGGCCACAUUUAUAUUGAUGGUCUUGACAUUGGGAAGAUUGGUCUCGGAGACUUGCGUUCAAAACUCACCAUUGUACCUCAAGAUCCAGUGCUGUUCUCCGGCCAUCUGCGUAUGAACCUGGACCCAUUUGACAUGCACAGUGAUGCGGAUAUAUGGUGUGCUUUGGAGCUUGCUCACCUUAGUGAAUAUGUCAAAAAUCUUCCUCAGGGCUUGAGGCAUCCAAUUGCUGAAGGUGGAGAGAACUUAAGCAUUGGUCAACGCCAGUUGAUAUGCCUGACUAGAGCUCUGCUGCGCAAGACCAAGGUGUUGAUACUGGACGAGGCAACAGCUGCCAUUGACUUGGAGACUGAUGAUCUGAUCCAACAGACCAUCCGCAGAGAGUUCAAAGAUUGCACAGUGCUCACUAUUGCUCACCGGCUCAACACCAUAAUGGACUCUGACAGAGUUGUGGUGUUGGAUCAAGGACUAAUCAAGGAGUUUGAUUCACCAGAAAAUCUACUGAAAUGCCCAUCAUCAAUCUUUUACGGUUUAGUCAAGGAUGCAGGCCUCUUGUAGAAGAUAACAUUCAACAUGACUAAAAUAAACAUAUUUGCAGUAUUAAUGUAUGACAUAACUUUUUGUUAACUUCCAGUACUGUUUCAUCUAAAACAGACAGCAAAUGCUAAAAUUUCAAUAUUUGGGGGAAAAAAAUUUCUAGGUAGUUUAAAACGUAAACAUUUUCUUUAAAUUUGCAAUUUAGCCAAUUAUAAUUGGUUUCCUAAAUUAAUUUAAAUCAAAUAAAAUAAAAUCUUUAUUGCUCGUAACAAUCGCACAUUGUAUAUAAACGUCAUAAUUUAUUCUAAAAAUUUAAACAAUCACAUCACAUUACCACCACAACUAAUCUACAGCAUUUUUCAUACAUUCAAGUCUCAUUCAUCUAAUUUCAACCCACUUCCAGCACUGAAGUCAGUCAUUGAAUUGGGUGGUCUCUCAGUUAAACACCAGAAACUCGUCAACGUUGUAGAAUGCAUUUGACAACAAAGUGCUUCAAACGAGUUUUUGACGCCUUUGGUGAUUGAGCAUUUUUCGUAGUAUUGGGUAAUCUGUUGGUGAAAUGAACACCAACCUGAAAAUGUAAGUGCUUAUAAACCACCAUUCUGUGUCUUCCAGUACGAUAGUUAUCUUUGCCUCGAGUCUCAUAUCCGUGUAUGUCACAUCCCGUGGUUAGGGAACAUUUAGCCAUUCUAUAGCAAAGGUGGAGGUGAAUUAGCUCAUAAUAUGUUGUAAUCAGUACCUGGCUAGGGCAGUAUCGGGCAAGGACCUCAAACAUAUAUUUGUGAGGACAGUUUGGCACAAACAUGGCCAAUGUGAUUAUUCCAUGUCAACCCUCGAUCGAGGAGUAUUCCAAGGAAUUUUGAGGAGUAGAUGUCCUCUAGUAUGGAAUCUGCCAACAUGACAGCUGACCCACAUUGAGAGUUCACUGGGCACAGUGCGAAAUUCAGCAUGUUGGAUUUUGAAGAGUUUGUUUGAAGGUUGAGGCUUUUGAAGUAUUGAACACAAUUGUUGAGAUCAGCAAAGAUUUGUUGCUCCAAAACUUCUUGUGAAUUAUCUCUGUAACAGAGAGUGGUGUCAUCCAGCAUACUGCACGAUUUUACAAUGCUGUAGCGAUGAAUGUACGUCGCUGACGUAUAACAGGAAAAGGACUGGACUGAGUAUUGAGUCAUGAGAGAUAAAACAGUAUGGUUGUUUUUCACCCACAUAAGUUAAGUUAACUAUCAAGUGUUCUCGAUUUGAAACGUUCAACAUUGUUAACACCUAUGCAAAGCUUUCAAUCAGCUUGAAUAAUAUAAAAGAAAACUCUUUCUGAAACAUUAGAUAAUUUAAAAAACUAUUUUCCUAUUUAGUAUUUAAUAUUUAAAAUUCCAGGACUGUGAAGUGUCCAACAAAAGUGUGUGUUGCUUAUAUCCAAAAGGACUAUACAAAUACUGAUCUAUGUAGUUGGUGUACAAAGGCCUUUUUACCUUCUACAAAGCAAUGAAUCCAUUUAGAUACAUCAUCCUGACUGUGUUUAAUCACAUGGCAAAUAUCAUGUUUAACUAUAUUUACAUUAUAUUAAAGUGUACUUCUCAAAAUUGUAUGGCUGCUAUCUUGAAACUAUGAAAUAUCAUGUACGAAACAAAACAUGCUGUAAAUAACCUGAGAAUGUAGAGCAUGCUUUAAAUUUCGCUCUUUGAUGCCUAAUAACUAAGGCCUAUUUGAUGCCUAUUUAUUUUCAAAAACUGAUCGCCAUCUUGGAAGCUUCAAGGAUAAGUUAUAAAAAAUAAGUGAGUAAAAUUAUUUUAAAUGCUUCAUAUUCCUAAAAAGUAUGUCAAUGUGAAAAGUAGUCUAUGUUGGAAAGUAGUUAAACACAAGUUCCAUUCCAAUUUUGUUGUGAAUCAACUUUUAAAUGUACACCAGUUAUCGCAUUCACAAGCCCACAUUAUAAUGCUUAAGGCCAUACAUACACAGUAUUGAGAAUAUAGUGUUCUGUAUUCUAAUAUUUUGUGUUUUAUUGGAUAUUAUCGGCAGACAUGCAGAAAACAUUCUGUCAUGAGGAUAAUUGGAACAGGCUAAUUCCAUUCUAAAACCUAACAUAUUACAGAAUACAAUUUAAAAAAAGAAUCUGGGUGAUAAUUGUAAUGCAUCAGUCAGUAAUGUUACGAAAUAAUAUUUGAAAAAGUAAGUAUUGGUGGGGAAUUUUAGCAAGCGGAAAUCACUAUUGCAUAAUCAUAUCUGAAUAAAUUUAAAACAAAUUAAAAUAAAAGAUUUCAUUAAAAUUGGAUUGGAAAUAUUAAUUGAAACUUAUACUAAAUAAAUCUGGAAUUAUAAUAACUUACAUUAGAUCUUCAUCACAUUGGUGGGAGUAAAGGAGGAAGAGAAUCAGGAAGUAGGCCAAGAAGGUAGUUACAACAAGAUUGUAACGGUCAGCUUGGUAUAGAAACAUGUGCUUUCGUAUUUGCCAGUUGCUAAAGUGAAUCCGGAGUGAGAAUUUAUGUUUAUUUGUCAACAACGCAUUUUAAAGUGAAGUGAUAGUCAGAAGUCUUCAUAUCAUUGGAAAUAGUACUUUACUAAAUCUGUGAACACUAUGUGCUAGCAACAUAAGAUGAAAUAAAUGUUUACGUUUUAAUUACAAUAACAUUCACACAUCAUAAUUGUCACAUCAAAGUGGGGUUAUUAAAACAAUUUUAAUUAACAUUACACAAUCAACAAUCGACAAAAAACAAUGUGGGGCAUUCACACCCACGCAACAGCCAUAUAUUCAUUGACACAGGUGGUUCACAUCAAAUGCCGUAACCAAUGUGGGUCUUGGCCUAUAUCCAACUAAAAUCAUAUCUACAUCUAACAACAUGGGGACACUCAACAUUCAUCUAUAAUUUGAACAACAACAAAACAGCUUAUAAAGCAAGUACUCAAUCUGGAUGAACAAACGGUGAACAGAUUCACACAGCUACAUCUUACCAUCAAUUAUGACUCCUCCAGCAUGCAAAUCUUCUUCCUUUAAAUUAAAACCCAGUUCUAGAUGAAAAUUUUUGAGAUUUGACGUGAUUUUUUAUUCUUUGUUCCCUUUAUUUUUUACAAUAUGUGUACACAAAUAAAUAUUGUUAAGUAGAGGAAAUAAAACUAAGUAAAUGAUCAAACUCAUAUUUUUUAAGAAUAAUCUCAUUUUGGUGAUUAAAAAUAAAGAAUUAACCAAGAUGAAUAUUUUCUUAAAAUAUAAAUGAAUAAUACUGAGUUUUAACUUUGAGCCAGUUUUGAGUUUUUGAAUAUUCUCUAAUAAUGUGAAGUAAACAUGCUCACUUUAAGUCAAUAAUCAUCUUGAUGUUGUUCAUGAUUGUUUGUGGUGCUAAAGAGUGUUGAUUUUCCCAUUUGAGAAUUUUACCGGAAAGUCAUGAGAAUUGAGAUAGAGCUCUGUCACCUACAUUAGAAAGAAGCCAGAGAUUUUUCUGCAUUUCACUGGUGAUACUGAUUUCAAAGUAGCAUUGCUGACGACUUAUGGGUACAUAAGGCAAAUGUUAUGUAAAACCAUUAAUGCAUAUAUGGAUAUUAUUUAUUACAAAUAUUAUCAUUAUUUAUUAAUCAAUGUGAUGUUCAUAGUUAUAGUACUCGUAAUAGAAAUAAUGUAGUUGUACCAAAAUGUAACUUUGCUAGCACUCAAGUCAGUUUUAGAUAUCAGGGAAUCAAAUAUUACAAUGCUUUGCCCAAUCAUAUCAAGGUAUUAAACAGAUCAAACUUUAAAAAUGUUGUAAAGAAAAUGUUAGUAGAUUCAUGUUUGUACACUGUUGAUGAAUUUUUAACUGUGAUAAGAAGUAAGGCUAUUUAAAGUAAGCUAUAGAUUAUUUAUAAUAUGACGUUGUUAUAUACAUAUUGUAUUCUGACAAUAAACCAUUUGAAUUUGAA
Homalodisca vitripennis (glassy-winged sharpshooter) is the source of this 8745-nucleotide messenger RNA. RefSeq names its product multidrug resistance-associated protein 1-like. Gene Ontology annotation, cellular component: membrane. The coding region runs from base 106 to 4884 and encodes 1592 amino acids. Gene Ontology annotation, molecular function: ABC-type transporter activity; ATP binding; ATP hydrolysis activity. The record is from RefSeq and is a predicted model, not a curated record. NCBI's taxonomy places the organism in Eukaryota, Metazoa, Arthropoda, Insecta, Hemiptera, Cicadellidae. The transcript has 34 exons. Gene Ontology annotation, biological process: transmembrane transport.